AGUUCCGGCCGCCCCAGGCUUGGCACUUCCUUUCCCGGCCGCCAUCUUGGGGAGCAGCAGCAUGCCGCCCAAAGACGACAAGAAGAAGAAGGACGCGGGCAAGUCCGCCAAAAAGGACAAGGACCCCGUGAACAAAUCUGGUGGCAAAGCCAAGAAGAAGAAGUGGUCCAAGGGGAAGGUGCGGGACAAGUUGAACAACCUCGUGCUGUUCGACAAAGCCACCUACGAGAAACUCUGCAAGGAGGUGCCCAACUAUAAGCUCAUUACGCCAGCAGUGGUCUCAGAGAGACUGAAGAUCCGAGGUUCCCUGGCAAGGGCUGCACUCCAGGAGCUGCUCAGCAAAGGUUUGAUCAAGCUGGUGUCCAAGCACCGAGCCCAGGUGAUCUACACCCGGAACACAAAGGGCGGGGAUGCGCCUGCUGCCGGGGAGGACGCGUAGGGAGGUUCUCCCGUGGCCUCACCAACACUGUGUCAUAUCUGGGUGCACAAUAAAAUGAUUGGAAUAGUU
Cuculus canorus (common cuckoo) is the source of this 508-nucleotide messenger RNA. RefSeq names its product ribosomal protein S25 (gene RPS25). The coding region runs from base 62 to 439 and encodes 125 amino acids. Gene Ontology annotation, molecular function: structural constituent of ribosome. The record is from RefSeq and is a predicted model, not a curated record. Gene Ontology annotation, cellular component: cytosolic small ribosomal subunit. The transcript is spliced from 5 exons. NCBI's taxonomy places the organism in Eukaryota, Metazoa, Chordata, Aves, Cuculiformes, Cuculidae.